Messenger RNA from Thlaspi arvense, 336 nucleotides. The record is from the annotation of a GenBank genome assembly. NCBI's taxonomy places the organism in Eukaryota, Viridiplantae, Streptophyta, Magnoliopsida, Brassicales, Brassicaceae.
AUGUCGAUAAUGCCGGUGAAAGGUACAGGGAAGUGCAGCUACGCCGGUUGCGUGAGCGACCUGAACCGGAUGUGUCCCGUUGGUCUACAAGUCCGUUCACGUGACGGGAGACAGGUAGUGGCCUGUAAAAGCGCGUGCUCUGCUUUCAACUCACCACAGUACUGUUGUACCGGCUCGUUCGGUAGCCCACAGUCGUGCAGGCCCACGGCUUACUCCAAGAUCUUCAAAGUAGCUUGCCCUAAGGCCUACUCCUACGCCUACGAUGACCCUACUAGCAUUGCCACGUGCACCAAUGCUAAUUAUGUCGUCACUUUUUGCCCCCACCGUGGCCGUUGA